AUGUCCAGGGACACUGAAAUCCAACUGAAAGCAGCAAUAGAGGCCUCAGGAGAGUCUACGCAAUAUGAAGCAAAUAAAAAGGCUCAAGAACAGAUUUAUCAGUUGUUUAAUGUCUCACUUAAUAUUGCUGUAACUGGAGAAACAGGAACAGGAAAGUCAUCAUUUGUCAAUGCCAUCGGAGGGCUGGAUGAUGAGGAUGAAGGAGCAGCUGAAACCGGAGUCACUGAAACCACAACUGAGCCAACAUGUUACAAUCAUCCCACACAGCCCAAUGUGAAAAUUUGGGAUUUACCUGGAAUUGGAACCCCAAAAUUUGAGGCCAAGAAAUAUUUGCAAAAAGUGGAAUUUGACAAGUAUGAUUUCUUCAUCAUCAUCUCAUCAGAAAGAUUCAAAGAGAAUGACAUCAUGUUGGCCAAAAGGAUAGAACAACAGAAAAAGCUCUUUUACUUUGUUAGAUCUAAGAUAGACAAUGAUCUCCGAGCAGAAGAAACAAAAAAGAGCUUCAACAAAGAAGAAACACUUAAACGAAUCAGAAAUUACUGCAUUGAAAAUCUGAAGCAAACAAUUAAAAAUCCAAAGGUCUUCCUCAUUUCCUCCAAGGAUAUUAAAGCUUUUGAUUUUGAAAAGCUUGUUGAAACUCUGGAGUCAGAUCUCCCAGAGAUAAAAAUCUCUGCUUUGCCAGUCAGUGCCAGUCUCCUCCAAGCUAUGUUAAAUAAAAAAGUGCAAAUGUUUGAGAAAGCAGCAUGGGCCGCAGCCUUCUGCUCUGGAGCCAUUGCAGUAGUUCCAGUUCCUGGUCUAUCAGUCACAUGUGAUGCUGGCAUUUUAGUCAGUUUCUUCACAAAUUGCUACCACUCAUUUGGCCUUGAUGAUAAAUCAAUUAAAAGACUCUCAGAACGAGUAAACAAGCCACAUCUGACAUCUUUAAAAAAAUCAGCCUUUAUAACAGCACUGGCAAACAAAUCAGCACUGAGGCUACAGCUGUCUGCGUUAGCUGGACCAGGACUGAUGGAGUAUCUGUGCAGCAUGGUGCCUGGUGUAGGAAGUGCUGUUGCAGCACUGAUGUCUUUUAAAUAUACAUAUAAGCUUCUAAAGAAUGGACUGAAAGAUCUUGAAAAUGCUGCGCUCACAGUGCUGACAGAAGCAGGGUUAGAGUGAGAAUCAACAAGACAAGCAAGCAUGUGAUCUUCAAAGAAGCUUAGCUUAGGAAGCUAUUUUCCUGAAAAAUGUUACUUCCCUUAUUAAAUUUCCCUUAAAGGAACAGCAUAGAACCUAAUUAAUGAUUUAGAGGCUGUGUUUGGACUUCAUGUUAUGAUUUCAAAAAAUGUUGUCCUGGAAUGCCAGUACUGCGGCAUCAACAACUGCCCUAGUAGAUUAAACAAUUAUUCAGUACGAAAACUGGAUAAUGGACAAAUUCUUUUUACCCUAAACCUUUGUGUUUUUUUUAGAUUACAUCAAAUGCUUUUUUAUUAAUAUUGUGUUGCUUGGGAUUGUAAAUUAAUUGUUUAUGGUAGAUCUUUUCUUUUUUACCUUCUCCCUUCUCAAUCAUGAUUGAACGAUUAAAAAAAACAUUGAUCAAAGCUAAACAAAAGGUGGCAGCAUCACAAUGAAUACACUCAUGCGGACACAAGUCAGGAGCUUCAGUUAAUGUGCAUCAGAAAUAAAGAAAAAGUCUGAUUUCUAAAUUUGAUCAUAGCUUGGUUGAUGCCACCAGAAAACCUUUAAGUAUUCCAGAAACUACUGAGCUCCUGACACACAGAUGCA
This is a messenger RNA of Clarias gariepinus (North African catfish), 1761 nucleotides long. RefSeq names its product T-cell-specific guanine nucleotide triphosphate-binding protein 2-like. The record is from RefSeq and is a predicted model, not a curated record. Gene Ontology annotation, cellular component: membrane. NCBI's taxonomy places the organism in Eukaryota, Metazoa, Chordata, Actinopteri, Siluriformes, Clariidae. Gene Ontology annotation, molecular function: GTP binding.